AGCAGGAUAUUUACCACACUCUACCACACUCACUGACAGCAUUUCACCUGCCUGUACCUGCUGGACUUUAAACGCUGCUAUGAAUCUGUGUGCUGUUCUGCUGUUUCUCCUCGCCAGGGUCUGUGCGGAAAGUCUGGAGGGGCCAACAGCUGGCUGCACGUUUGAGGAAGACUCCGACCCCAGCCUAUGUGAAUACAGACAGGCACAGGAAGAUGAUUUUGAUUGGCAGCUUGUACGGACCUACAGCUGGCCGCACAUGACCUCUGACCUUAUACGAGGCUCCUACAUGCUGGUGAACUCUUCUCAGUAUGGUGCAGGGCAGCGGGCUCAGCUCAUGUUACGUCCGCUGAGUGAGAACGACACACACUGUGUGCAGUUCAGUUAUUUUCUGUACAGCCGUGAUGGACACAGUCCCGGGGGCCUAAACGUGUAUGUGCGUGUAAACGGUGGCUCGCGGGGAAAUGCCGUGUGGAAUGUUUCCGGCUCUCAGGGGCGACAGUGGCAUCAGGUGGAGUUGGCCGUCAGCACCUUCUGGCCCAGCGAGUACCAGAUCGUUUUUGAAGCCACAGUCUCAUCGGAGCGUAAGGGUUACAUCGGCCUGGACGAUAUAGUGCUGUUAAACUACCCCUGCUAUAAAGUGCCUCAUUUCUCCAGACUCGGAGAUGUGGAGGUGAACGCAGGACAGAACGCCACAUUUCAGUGUGUGGCGACCGGACGUUCCACUAAGACCGACCCCUUCCUGGUGGAGAGGCGUAAUGGUGUUCUGAUGUCGCCAUACUCAGUGACGUCAUCAGUAGGCGAGCGUCGAUUGGUUGCGUGGUUUCAGGUGGGCGGAGCCCAGCGUGGAGAGCAGGAUCUCUACCGAUGCCUCACUCAGUCGACGUACGGAGCCGCAGUGUCAAACUUUGCUGAACUAAUCGUCAGGGUCCCGCCCACACCGAUAGCUCCGCCCCAGCUGCUGCGCUCUGGCCCCACCUACCUGAUCAUCCAGCUCAACACUAACUCUAUAGUGGGCGACGGGCCGGUGAUCCGCAGAGAGAUCGUGUACCGGGCCAGCCAUUCGCCCUGGUCUGAAACGCACGGAGUCAACUCACUGACGUAUAAAGUCUGGCACCUGGAGCCAGAUACCGAAUAUCGCAUCAGUGUUCUCCUCACGCGGCCCGGAGAGGGUGGGACCGGCCCGCCUGGACCCCCGCUGGUCAGCAGAACCAAGUGUGCCGAGCCCAUGCGUCCGCUCAGAGGACUGACGGCGUCGGAGAUUCAGUCCCGUCAGCUGCUGCUGCAGUGGGAGCCGGUCGGCUACAACCUGACGCGCUGCCAUACGUACUCGCUGUCGCUCUGCUACCGCUACUCCACGGCCGCGGGGGGCGGAGCCGGCGGGAAUAACGCCACGGUGAGGGAGUGUCUGUCGGUGGGGCGGAACACCUCCCGCUUCACGCUCCGGGACCUGCCUCCGUUCCACGCCGUUCACGUGCGGCUGGCGCUGGCCAAUCCUGAGGGCAAGAAAGAGAGCCGAGAUCCUAAGGGCAAGAAAGAGAGCCGAGAGGUCACCUUUCAGACCGAGGAAGACAUCCCAGGAGGCAUUGCACCUGAAUCUUUAACCUUCACCCCAUUGGACGAUAUGAUCUUUCUGAAGUGGGAGGAGCCGCUGGAGCCCAAUGGUCUGAUCACACAGUAUGAGAUCAGCUACCAGAGCAUCGAAUCGUCAGAUCCCAGCAUCAACGUUCCUGGCCCACGGCGCACCGUCUCCAAACUAAAGAACGAGACGUAUCACAUGUUCUCCGGGCUUCAUCCUGGCACCACAUACCUGGUGUCUGUUCGCGCUCGCACCGCCAAGGGCUUUGGCCAGACCGCCCUGACCGAAAUCACCACCAAUAUCUCAGCACCUGCGUUUGAUUAUGAAGACGUCCCCUCUCCACUGAGUGAAUCUGAGAGCACAAUAACAGUCCUCCUGCGUCCAGCCUUGGGGAGAGGAGCACCUGUUAGUGCCUAUCAUGUGGUUGUGGUAGAGGAGGACGGCUCCAGACAGGUGAGGCGGAGGGAGUUGGGUCACAUAGAGUGUUUCCCUGCUCCUUCCUCCCAUGGGGAGAGUCCGGGGGGAGGAGGAGGGGCAAGUGGUGCUCCGCCUCAUUACUACACCGCUGAACUCCCGCCCAGCAGCUUGCCCGUGGCUACACCAUUCACUGUAGGGGACAACCACACCUACAACGGCUAUUGGAACACACCUCUGGACCCCAGCAAGAACUAUCUCAUCUACUUCCAGGCCUCCAGUAACUUCAGAGGGGAGACCAGGAUCAACUGCAUUCGGAUUGCUCGUAAAGAGGCCUGUAAGGACCAUAAGCGAGCUCUGGAGGUGUCCCAGCAUGCCGAGGACAUGGGGCUGAUCCUGGGGGCCUGUGCCGGGGGGCUGGCUGUUCUCAUCCUCCUGCUGGGAGCCAUCGUUGUUGUUGUCAAGAAAGGAAGGGACAUCUAUUCGUAUCCUUACUACCCCAGGAAGAAGGUGAACAUUAAUAAAGCGGUGAUGACGUAUCGUCAGGAGAAGACGCGUAAGCUGGGGUCACUGGACUGCAGUACGACAGAGCACAGUACACUGCAACAGGACGAUCGCACGGCGCACACCUUCAUGGACUCACAUAACUGCACUGCUAGAAACGAGCAGCGCAGCACGGUGAAUGAGUCCAGCAGCCUGCUGGGUGGUUCUCCCAGAAGACACUGCAGGAGGAAAAGUUCUCCGUACCACACAGGCCAGCUCCACCCGGCCGUGAGAGUGGCAGACCUGCUCCAACACAUCAACCAGAUGAAGACAGGAGAGGGCUACGGCUUCAAGCAGGAGUAUGAGAGAUUUUUCGAUGGCUGGGACAUAAACGAAAAGAAGGACAAGACCAAGGGCCGACAUGACACCCUUCUGGGUCAAGACCGUCACCGUGUGAAAAUGCAUUCUCUCCUGGCCGAUCCUAACUCAGACUAUGUCAAUGCAAACUACAUCGAUAUUCGGAUAAACAGGGAAGGGUAUCAGCGCUCCAACCAUUUCAUCGCCACACAAGGGCCCAAGCAGGACAUGAUCUAUGACUUCUGGCGCAUGGUUUGGCAGGAGAACUGCUACAGCAUCGUGAUGAUCACCAAACUGGUGGAGGUGGGGAGAAUGAAGUGCUGUAAAUACUGGCCUGAUGACAGUGAGCUCUAUGGAGACAUUAAAAUCACUCUGCUGAAAACAGAAACGCUGGCAGAAUACACCGUACGCACUUUUGCCAUGGAGCGGCGGGGUUACCCAGCUAAACAUGAAGUCUGCCAGUUCCACUUUACGAACUGGCCAGAACACGAUGUCCCGUAUCAUGCCACAGGACUGCUGGCCUUCCUCCGGCGGGUCAAAGCCUCCACGCCGCCCGACGCUGGCCCAGUGGUGGUCCACUGCAGUAUGGGCGCUGGCCGAACCGGCUGUUACAUCGUAUUGGACGUGAUGCUGGAUAUGGCGGAGUGUGAGGGUGUGGUGGACAUUUAUAACUGUGUGAAGACGCUCUGCUCGCGACGUAUCAACAUGAUCCAGACUGAGGAGCAGUAUAUAUUCAUCCACGAUGCCAUACUAGAGGCCUGUCUGUGCGGAGAGACCGCCAUCCCCAUCAGCGGGUUUGCGCUCACCUUUAAGGACAUGUUGAGUGUGGAUUCUCAGACCAACACCUCCCAACUGCGUGAAGAGUUUCAGUGCGGAUGUGACUUGUUCAAGUACAUUGACUGCAUCCCAUUGCUUAGAGCCAGGAAGAGACUGUGUGCUGAGAUUGGUCCAACCUAUAUUUUCGGUUACGGCUGUACCUCCAUCGUCAUGCUCAACCAGCUCAACCAGUCCAACUCAGCCUGGCCUUGUCUGCAGUACUGGCCUGAAACAGGCAUGCAGCAGUUUGGACCUAUGACAGUCGAGCUGCUCUCCAGAUCCACUGAUGACAACGUCGUCACUCGCCUAUUCAGAGUGACCAACAUCACACGCGACCCCAGACAGAGCCACCCGUGUUGGAACGAUGAGUCUCGCUUCCCCAAAAAGCUGCAGGAAGGUCAUCUGGUAGUGCGACAUUUCCAGUUCUUGCGCUGGUCGGCUUAUCGUGAAAUCCCAGACUCUAAGAAGGCCUUUCUCAACCUGCUGGCACAAGUGCAGAAGUGGCUGAGGGAGUGCGGCGACGGUCGCACUGUAGUGCACUGCCUGAAUGGCGGCGGACGCAGUGGCACUUUCUGCGCUUGCACCAUGAUAAUGGAGAUGGUGCACCAUCACAACAUGGUGGACGUGUUCUACGCUGUCAAGACUCUCCGCAACUCCAAGCCCAACAUGGUGGAGUCUAUGGAGCAGUACAUGUUCUGCUAUGAGCUGGCUCUGGAGUACCUGGACUGCCUGGAGGUCAGAUAACACAAGAGCUCGAGACCCGAACAACACCGGCUUCAACCUCUUCACCUCGCCUACUCUGUUUCCUUCGGUUUGGGCCAGUCCAGCCCAUAUGAAUGAGCCUUUCUUUCCUCCAGUGAGAAUGCACAUCUACAUCAAGAGUGGGAAUGCAAGACUCGGCACAUUUCUCUAACCUUCAACCUCUAUUGUCCUCCGUGCACUUUCUGUUUUGACGUUUUCGACCUCCUGUGCCAGAUAUUCCUGCCAAACCCAUGAGGGAAUCGAUGAGAUUUCAACAGCUUUGAGAUUAUGACAUACGUCGUCUUUGAUCACAUGACUGGCUCUCUGCUUUAUACACCAAGCAGGAGGAAAACAUGCAGGAUUUUAACGAAACCAUGUGAUGACAUGGGUGAUAUUGUGUUUGUACAUCACGUGUAUUGUUAAACUCUGUACAUUGGGGCGAUCUACUGUGCUGAUGCACCUGAUUUUACUGGAAAGCAUUCCUUGACUGUAAGGAUGUGAUGGAGCUUUUCUUUUCAUUGAAUUACUUAAAGGUGAUGUGUAUCAUUUUUUUUACAUUAAUCUCCUUUCCCAGCUUAAUGUGCAGAGACCAUAAGUGAGCCACUGAUUCUCAUCAAAAGCGUAACACUGUGGCGCUAUCAAAACAUUGACUCAACCAAUGGUGUGAGUUUGGGGCGGGACUACGUUUUUGGCUGACCAAUGACCAGUUCAGGACUGUUGUUUGAAAAUGGUGAAUUUUUCUUGCAAAUGUUUGGUGAUGCUAGAGGUGCAAAAAUGGCACACUUCACCUUUAAAUCUGAAAGUGACACUCAAAAGUGUCAAUAUUUUGACAGUCAAAAGAAUAGACACAAAGAGGGUUUCUGGGUUUCUUUCUUGUUUUCU
Molecule: messenger RNA, 5269 nt
Organism: Sinocyclocheilus rhinocerous
Lineage: Eukaryota; Metazoa; Chordata; Actinopteri; Cypriniformes; Cyprinidae
Product: receptor-type tyrosine-protein phosphatase U-like
Exons: 33
Coding region: 80-4390 (1436 amino acids)
Biological process (GO): protein dephosphorylation
Cellular component (GO): membrane
Molecular function (GO): protein binding; protein tyrosine phosphatase activity
Source: RefSeq, a predicted model, not a curated record